AUGACAACCCAUGUAACAUUUUCACAAUCAGAAGGUGAAAUGGAAAAUACUAACAGCAAUUCAGAAUAUUCUUCAGAGUCUCACACAUCAUCUGAGUCAAGUUCUUAUACCAGAUUUCAUAAGCAAGAAGAAUAUUGGAAACAACAUUUAGGAGAAAAUACAAAAAUGCCAAAGGCUGUUACGGAUUCUUUAAAAGAAAAUAACAAUUUAGAAGGUCACGCACAAAUGGAUGGCAACGCAAUGCUUAAGUUUAAAAGUUAUGUUGGAUCUAAAGGUUCUGGAGGUUCCAAUUUUAACACAAAUAAACAAAUGGAAGAUGUUGAAGCUAAUACUGGCACUGAAACACCAAACGAUAAAAAUUUUGGUUCUUCAUCAACUUCAAGUCAAUCGUCGAGCAAGUGGUCAAGUGAGCAUUCUAGCCAUUCGUCUAGCCAUUCGUCAUGGUCACACCAUGCCACAAGUCAAGCUUCUGGAAAAUCUUCAAGUCACACAUCAAGAAAAUCUUUAAGUCACAAAUCAAGUCAUGAAUCAGGGUCAUCAGAGUCAUCAAGCCAAACAUCAAAUUCUGCUAAAGCUUCUAGUAACUCAUCUAAUCAAUAUUCUAAUAUGCAUACUGGGCAAGAAUCAAGCCAAGCACCAAGUUCAACAAAAGGCUUAAGCAAAGCUAAUGGUCAGUCGUCUAAAGGAUCAUCAAGCCAAUCUUUAGAAAAUUCUUCUAGACAAGAUUUAAGUAAAGCGUCAAGUCAAGCAUCAGAGUCAGAUCAAGACUCAAAUAAAGCUUCUAACAAAUCUCCUGAAACACCUGCAGGCCAAGAAUCAACCCAAUCACCAAAUACAUCAUUUAAUCAAGAUUCAAAUCAAGCCUUGAUGUUAAAUAAAACAUCAAGUUCAACUGAAGGAACAAAUCAAACAGCUGAGAAAUCGCCAAAUACACCAUCAAGAAAAGAAUCCAACAAAGCCUUUGAAAAAACCUUAAGUCAAAACUCUAGCCAAGCAUUAGGUGAAGCACCAAGCAAAACUUCUAAACAUGCAUUUGAUGAACAAGGAUCUAAGUCAUCAAACCAAGAAUCAAAUAGGGACUACACGAAUCACUCUUCUGAACAAUACCCUAGAGAGUCCUCAACUCAAUCAUCAAAUAACAAUUCUAAUAACAAUUCUAAUCACGAAUCUGAACAAUCUUCUAAUAAUUCUAAAAAUCAAGCAUCUAGGCAAUCUUUUGAGAACUCAUCAAUUCAAAACUCCAACCAAGCUUCCAACGAGUCUUCUUCAAAAUCUUCAAGCGAUAAUCAAAGUCAUGCAUCAAAACAACCAAUAGAUAAGCCUUUAAGUAAAGCUUCCAACAAAAACAUUAGUCAAGCAACAGGAAAUUCUCUUAAGAAAUCCUCAACUCAGGGCUCAAAUCAAAACACAAAUCAAGAAACCAAAAAGUCAUUUGAUAAAUCUUCAAGUCAUGCUUCAAGUCAAAACUCUAACCAAGCAUCCAAACACUCUAACCAAGCAUCAGAUCAAAACUCAAAUCACUCCUUUAACCAAACAUCCGGCAAUUCCUCAAGAUUGGAUACAAAUAAAGGAUAUGAUCAGGAAUAUAGCCAGAAACUUAUUCAAGGAUCCAAACAAGCCUCAACAAAUAACUCUAGCCAAGCCUCUGGAGAAGCCUUAAGCCAACAAGCUAAUGAAGAAUCCAAUCAAACUUCUAGGCAUCACUCUAGUAAGGUAUCUGAAUAUGGCUCAAGCAAACACUCUAACCAAGCAUCUGGGAAAUCCUCAAGCCAACACUCUAGUCAAGGAUCUUCAAAAGGCUCAAGUAACUACUCUAGCCAAGCAUCCGGGAAAUCCUCAAGCCAACACUCUAAUCAAGGAUAUUCACAAGGCUCAAGUAACUACUCUAGCCAAGCAUCCGGGAAAUCCUCAAGCCGACACUCUAGUCAAGGAUCUUCACAAGGGUUAAGUAACUACUCUAGCCAAGCAUCUGGAAAAUCCUCAAGCCAACAUUAUGGUCAAAGAUCUUCACAAACCUCAAGCAAUAACCACUCUAGCCAAGCCUAUGAAAAAUCCUCUAACCAACACUGUGAUGAAAAUUCUGGUAAAACAUAUAGCCAUCAUUCCAAUAAUGCUUCAAAAAAACACUCAAAUCAAGGAUCCGAACAAGUAUCAAGUAACCAUUCAAACCAAUACUCUAAUAAAGGUUCCAAUCAAACAUCUAGCCAAGACUUAGGUCAAGGAUCUGAACACUCCUUAAAUGGCCACAAUUCAAGCCAACAUACUAUUGAAAAAUCUGAUCAAGCAUCUAGAGAACAUUCUAAUCAAGCAUCAAACCAGCAAUCCACCCAAGAAUCUAACGAAGCCAUAAACCAAAACUCCAAUAAAGUAUCUGGUCAAUCAAACCAAAACCCCACUAAAACUUUUGAUCAGCCCUUUAACCAAAUUUCUAACCAAACAUCCCAAGAAACCUCUAACCAAGCGUCACAACAAGUCUCAAACCAGAAUUCAAACCAAGAAAAUAAUAAUGUCACAAACCAAAAGUCUUGGCAAGCUUCAGGAAAAUUAUCAAGUGAAGAAUCAAAAAGGCACUCUAAUACAAAUUCCUUGAAAUCUUCUGAUAAAUCCUCAAGUCAACACUCAACUAAUGGAACAAAUCAAGCAUCUAGACAACAUUCUAGUCAGGAUUCCGAUCAAACCUCAAACCACCACUCUCACCAAUCAUCUACCGAAGCAUCAAACCAACACUCUAGUGAAUCAUCUGAUAAAUCCACAUACCAACAUUCUAAUGAAGCAUCGAAUAAUUCCUCAAACCAACCCUAUAGUCAAUAUUCCCAACAAGCCCCGAGCCAAACAACUAGCCAAGAUGCUCAGCAAGCCUCAAGUCAAGAUUCUAGCAAAACAUCCAAGAAAACUUCAAGCGAACACUCAAGUCAAGUACCUAACCAAGACACAAGCCAAAACUCUAGGCAAGCAUCUGGUGAAACUUCAAGACAACAUUCACACCAAGAACUUAAUAAAAAAGAAUCAAGACAACACUCUAGAGAAGAUUCAGGGAAAUUCUCAAGUAAGUCCUCUAGCCAAGACUCGGAUGAUGGAUCUGAUCAAUUAUACAACAAACCCUCUUAUAAAAGAUCCAAUCAAGCCUCAAGCCAAAAACCUAUUCAUUCAUCUAAUGAAUCCUCAAGCCAACGCUCUAGUAAAUCAUCCAAUGAAACCUCAAACAAACACUCUAGCCAAGCUUCACAACAAGCCUCAAGUCAACCAGCUAAUGAAGCAUCUAAGGAAGCCUCGGAAAAUAAUUCUAGCCAAUUAUCCAAACACCAUUCAAGCCACAACUUUGAAUCAAGGAAAAAGUCUAGUGAGGAUUCUAAGAAAUCAUCAAGACAACAAUCUAACCAAGAAUCAAGUCAAAACUCCAGUCAACACUCUAGCAAGGCUUCUAAUCAUGCCUUUAAUAAACAAUCCAACCAUGCCUCUAGUAAAUCAUCCAGUCAGUCUUCCACCCAAUCCUCAAACAAUGCUGCAGGCUCUAGUAAGAGUUUUUAUGGCCCUCCUAGAUCAUCCGCUACAGACAUGAGCAAAAGCUACGGAGCACCUGUGGACUCACCCAAAGGCAUGGAGAAAUCCUCCUCCAUUGAGUCACUCGAAGGCUCCCAAACCAUGAAACAAGACAUUUCCAGUAUUGUGGAUGCUGUUGCUUCACUCUUCUUUUCCGAGAGUGACUUAAGCCUAGGGAAGAAAAUGAACCUCCACUUCAUGAAGUCGACUAAUCCAACCACCUUCGUAUCUCGAGAUAUGGUUGAAAAACUACAUUUCUCCUUAGCCAACUUACCCGCAAUCUUAAAACACUUCAAUCUGAAACAAGACUCACUAGAGGCCACCAUGAUGAACGAAACACUACAAUAUUGCGAGGAUGAACAAGGUGGUGAUAAGUGUUGUUACUCCUUGGAAUCCAUGGUUGAUUUUGCCACUGCUACGAUAGGAUCGCAACUUAAGGCAAUAUCGGCAAACAUAGAUAAAGAUAUCAAUAUGGAGUACAAAGUCACAGGGAUCAAGAAGCUUCCAUGUGGUGCUCAAGCAGUAACUUGCCAUAAGAUCCCUUUCCCUUGCGCUGUGUUCUAUUGCCAAAAGAGAGAGAACAUGAAUGUGUACAUAGCAACUUUGGUGGGUUCAGACAGCUCCACCUUGAAUGCACCAGCAGUUUGCCACAAAAAUUCAAACUUAGAUGACCAUGCUCAUUCGCUAUCCUUUCAAUUUGAGCCUAAAACAUGUGCUAUUUGCCAUUUUCUACUUGAUGAUGAUGUAUUAUGGAUUGCUAAAUAG
Messenger RNA from Chenopodium quinoa (quinoa), 4305 nucleotides. RefSeq names its product GATA zinc finger domain-containing protein 14-like. The record is from RefSeq and is a predicted model, not a curated record. Lineage: Eukaryota; Viridiplantae; Streptophyta; Magnoliopsida; Caryophyllales; Amaranthaceae. Bases 1 to 4305 code for a protein of 1434 amino acids. The transcript has 2 exons.